Colletotrichum phormii is the source of this 1313-nucleotide messenger RNA. Its product is annotated as cytidine deaminase. The record is from RefSeq and is a predicted model, not a curated record. Gene Ontology annotation, cellular component: cytosol. Lineage: Eukaryota; Fungi; Ascomycota; Sordariomycetes; Glomerellales; Glomerellaceae. Gene Ontology annotation, molecular function: cytidine deaminase activity; zinc ion binding. The transcript is spliced from 3 exons. Bases 329 to 844 code for a protein of 171 amino acids.
GGGAGGAAUCAUGGCAAUUGCGGGUUUUCGGUUCCGAAACUGAUAGCAAAAAGAUUACUUCGAGGAGACGCAAACGGAAUUCGGAGACGGCCGGGGGUCGCUAUUGGCACCCGGACCCCCCAUAAAUGGAGCAUGCCAGUGGCUCCCACAGAGGGCGUUCCCACCAGAGAGACCCCCAAGAAUAAACUAACACCAGCAGCCCGUAGACCUAUCAUCCAACUACACACAUAGGAUCAUAGAUUCAUCUCACACAUCAUAUCCGAUUCCUCAUCUCACAAACUCAUCCUAUAACAUACUCACUCACGUCGUUCCUCUCACUUCUUGCAACAUGGGCUUCACACCAGAGGUUUUCGAUGUCGCCACUGAGUCUCAGACGGCCGAGACGGCCAAGAAGUACGGACUUACCCCAGCCGAGGUGACUAAGCUUCACCAAAAGGCGACGGCAGCAAAGGCGACGGCAUACUGCCCUUACAGUCAAUUCCGUGUGGGAGCGACACUCUUAUCUAAGGACGGCAAAUAUACAUCUGGAGCCAACGUUGAGAAUGCCUCUUAUCCCGUUGGCACGUGUGCCGAACGAGUAGCGUUUGGCAAGGCCAUCACGGAGGGUAUUCGAGGAUUCAAGGCUGUCGCCGUAGCCACCGAUAUCGAAGCUCCGUGUAGCCCAUGUGGCAUGUGCCGGCAGUUCAUCCGUGAGUUCGUGGACCUGGAGACGCCUAUUAUCAUGUUCAACAAGGACGGAAAAUACGUCGUCAUGAGACUCGAAGCUCUUCUCCCGCUAUCGUUUGGCCCUGAGUACCUCCCGCCACCGGAUGUUCUGGAGAAGGCCCGGGCCGGUGGAAUUUAGGCCACUGUACAGUCCGUCAUCGUGUCGGACGGUUAGGUCAGAACCUGCUGGCGCAUGCGCUCAUCAGCCUUAAGUGUGUGGAAGGAAUUCUAUGCGGUGGUGACGAAAUAUUUACACGGCCUUCCUUGGUACAGUGUAAUGAGGUAUAAAUGAGUGGCGCAACCUGGCGGUGGGUGAUUUGGCGUUGAUAUCGGGUAAGGAAGGGAAAGUUUGCUUGGCCGGGGUGAUGAGAAAUGAGCUGCUUGAGUCAAGUUAGGUCGAUGCAGACGGGCGGUUGAUUAGCAUUCGAUCCCACUUUACGCCUUUGGCGGGAUCUUGCAUUGAGUUGUGGUCAAUGAUCUGUGGCCUUACCUAUCUAAAUCCCGAUCAGAUUUGUCACUCAUGAUGUGCUCCUGGCCCGUCGUAAUGCUUGGGACGCGUAUCAUGCCCAACAAAAGGUCCGAAGUACAAUUUGCUUAUAUAAAGCUAC